Messenger RNA from Aspergillus tanneri, 1383 nucleotides. RefSeq names its product RTA1 domain-containing protein. The coding region runs from base 1 to 1383 and encodes 460 amino acids. The transcript is spliced from 6 exons. Gene Ontology annotation, cellular component: membrane. NCBI's taxonomy places the organism in Eukaryota, Fungi, Ascomycota, Eurotiomycetes, Eurotiales, Aspergillaceae. The record is from RefSeq and is a predicted model, not a curated record.
AUGCUGUUUACCUUCUACUAUUACGAGCCAUCUGCACCUGCAGCAGUGAUCUUUCUCGUUCUUUUCGGUUUGAGCACCAUUCUUCAUUUCCACCAACUCAUUCAGACGCGGACAUGGUUUAUGAUCCCUUUCCUGAUUGGAGGCAUCCUCGAGACCAUCGGAUAUGCAGGCCGAUUGCUGUCACACAACGAAUUCCCUAAUUUCACCAAAGGUCCAUACGUUAUCCAAAGCGCUCUAAUUCUUAUCGCCCCAGCGUUUUUUGCCGCCAGUAUCUACAUGACACUGGGCCGUAUCAUUGCCAUGCUCCAGGCCGAACAAUAUUCAAUCGUGAGGCUGCACUGGCUGACCAAGAUCUUUGUGGCGGGUGACGUGCUGUCCUUUCUCAUGCAAGCAUCAGGCGCCGGUAUUAUGGUGAAAGACUCUACCGAUCCCAACACAGGUGAACGCAUCAUCAUCGGCGGUCUCUUCGUGCAGAUCAUAAUGUUCACUUUGUUUGUCAUCACCGCCGCCGUCUUCGAAAUCCGCAUGGCUAGGGGCCCUCUAUGUCCGUCGUCGGAGGUCUCGGGGGUCUGGCGCCCACAUAUGGUUGCCCUAUAUGUAACCAGCACGAUGAUCUUGGUUCGCUCGAUCAUUCGUGUAGUGGAAUAUCUGGAUGGCUAUGAUGGAUACCUCAUGAGACAUGAGGUCUUCUUAUACGUUUUCGACGCCCUGUUGAUGUUUCUGCCCAUGGUGAUCCUGAACGGAGUCCAUCCUAGUGAGAUAAACUGCUUAUUAGGACGGGGCGACAAGUAUAUCCGCAGAUUCAUCAAGACGCACAAGUCCGUGGAUCGUCCAUUGGUGGAGAUGCAGAACCCCAUCGAUUCGUUACUUGUGGCCUUUACCGGUAUUGAUGGUAAGAACCCUCCUUCCUGCGACAAGACCAACCUUGUUUCGGCGCGAUAUGUUCGACGCACAGAUUAUGACUGCACGGGGAUUUACCCGUCCCCAAUGGUGCGGAUGCAGCAGAUGUUCAAAAACGCUGGUUAUCGUUCAGAAGGGCAACUAAUGGAACGCAUUCAGCCUAUUCAUCUCAAAGCUCCAAAAGGCUUCCAACAAAAUGAUACCCUUAACUCGGAAGUUCACUCCCGUCCCAUGACCUGCCACGGUGAAGACGUCUAUCCUGCCCUCUAUCCAACAGAGGAAAGGAUCAAGCUCUGUGGGGACGCCAAGCACUAUUUUGCCAUGGCUUGUGGCGCUGAUCUGUAUGACGAAGGUCUGCUCUAUGGCAUUGCGGAUUCUGGAAAUGACAUUCUACUUGGUGACUAUUGCGAAGCCGCGUCGGAUGAAACCAUUGUCCUCCGCAACGAAGAGGGGAGGCGUGGUGGCUUUCUUAAGGAUGUGUAA